Hyphopichia burtonii NRRL Y-1933 is the source of this 1282-nucleotide messenger RNA. RefSeq lists its product as uncharacterized. Gene Ontology annotation, biological process: biosynthetic process; mitochondrial respiratory chain complex I assembly. Bases 33 to 1211 code for a protein of 392 amino acids. The record is from RefSeq and is a predicted model, not a curated record. Gene Ontology annotation, cellular component: mitochondrion. NCBI's taxonomy places the organism in Eukaryota, Fungi, Ascomycota, Pichiomycetes, Serinales, Debaryomycetaceae. The transcript has a single exon.
GCAUAUACCAGGACCACAACCACAGGGAAACGAUGUUUUCUUAUAGAAGAAUAAGUCAGAGUCAGAUGCAAUAUAUCCGGAUGUACCAGAGGAGGUACGCAAGUACCAAUACAGGUAGAUACGAACAACAACUUUAUAAAGCAAGUGAAAAUGUCAAUACCUUAUUAGAAAAACACGAUAGAUCAUCUUAUAUAUUGGCACAGUAUAUGCCCGAGCCGUGUCGGAAUGCGUUUCUAGCCAUUCGAGCAUUCAACUUGGAGAUCAAUAAGAUUAAUGACGGGGGGAAUAAUGCAGCAUCGGUUGCAUCCAAAGCAUCAAAUCAACUAUCGAGUUCGAUGGGAAUUCUGACAGCGGAUAUGAAAUUCAAAUUCUGGAGUGACUCAUUAUCCAGAGUGUUCACUGACCCAACUUCCGAAAAAGAUAUUGGAGAACCAAUUGCAAUUUUGUUAAGAGAUGCAUUAAGAAAUGACUUAAAUCUUGAUAUUUCACCAUUCCAUCAAUUUUUACAAACAAGAAGACAUUUUUUGAAGUCCAAGCAGUUUCAAACGGUGGAUGAUAUAUGUGCCUAUGGAGAAGGUACCUAUUCACAAUUGAAUUAUCUAACUCAAGGAUUAUUACUAUCUCCAUCGAUAUCCCCAUCAGCCAUUAGUUUAUUGGAACAUUCGACAUCAUUACAGAAUAAAAUCAGUGAUAUCGCAGCACAUAUAGGACAAGCCACUGCCGUCGGAGCCAUGAUCUUGGGAUUGAACUAUUACUCAGGAACAAGAAAUCAAAUCACGCUACCAAUUGAUCUCAUGACAAAACAUGACUUGUCCCAAGAAUCAGUCUUGAGAAUCACCCAAGGUCAUUUGAAAGAUGAAAACGAUAUUAAAGAAGUCAAGGAGAAAAUUCAAAACGUAGUAUAUGAGACUGCAGUCAGUGCUAAUGACCAUAUAUUGGCUGCUAGAGAUAAGCUCGAUAAAUCAAGAAAUGAAAUCAUUCAAGUAGUUAAUGAAAAUAAAAAUGAUAAGCUAAUUCAACUGAACCAUAAAAAAUGGAGGAAAAACUUACCUGAUGUCAUUUUCACCCCCUUCAUGGUGGCAAUCCCAACCACUUUAUACUUACAAAAAUUAGAAAAAUAUGAUUUUGAUGUUUUCCAUCCAAAGUUACAACAGAAAGAAUGGAGAUUGCCGUGGACCUCUUUCAGAAACUACUACCAAAGAAACAUUUGACUGUGCUAUAUAUCCUUAUACAACUGUACAAUUUAUACAACCGACUAUUUAUUCAACCAUAUAAAGCUAGC